AUGUCUCUGUGUUCAUUCCUGAAGGGGAGAGGUCAGAGGAACCAUUAUGCCCCUUUCAGGAGGGAAUCCUUUGGCAGGUCCUAUCAGUUCCCACACCAAGACUACCACACCUUGUUGGAAACAUGCCUGAGAAACAACUGCCUCUUUGAGGAUGACAACUUUCCAGCUGACAUGAGCUCCAUAGGCAGAGGACCCUUGCUGCAGAAGCUACCUCCAACUCUGCAGUGGAAGAGACCUACUAGAAUUGUGUGUUGAUUUGUUCCAGGAAACUGCUGGUUCUUGGCUGCACUGGAAGCACUCACAUUCCAAUGGGACAUCCUAAGCCGGGUAGUGCCUGUGAACCAGAGUUUCACCAGGAAGUAUGCUGGCAUUUUCCUCUUUCACUUCUGGCAUUUUGGUGAAUGGGUUCCUGUCGUGAUUGAUGACCGUCUACCCGUGAAUGAGGCUGGUCAACUGGUCUUUGUCUCUUCCACCUGCAAGAACUUGUUCUGGGGAGCUUUGCUGGAAAAGGCUUAUGCAAAGCUCUCAGGUUCCUAUGAAGAUCUGCAGAUUGGACAUAUUUCAGAAGCCUUUGUGGACUUCACAGGAGGUGUGACAGCUACAAUUGAACUAGCAAAUGCACCUCAUGAUCUCUGGGAGCUCCUCACCAGAGCCACUUGCAAAAGAUCCCUCAUUGGCUGUCAGACCCAUCCAGGAGAGAGAGUUCUAGCUAAUGGACUGGUGGAUGGUCAUGCCUAUACUCUCACUGGACUCAGAAAGGUGACUUGUGAUCAUGUACCUGAAUACCUAGUAAGGCUGAGAAACCCUUGGGGGAAGGUGGAAUGGAAAGGAGACUGGAGUGACAGGUCAAAAAAAUGGGAUCUCCUGAAUCCAAAGGAGAAGAUUCUGCUUCUGAGGAAUGAUGAGGAUGGAGAGUUCUGGAUGUCCCUCCAUGACUUUAAAUUUCAUUUUGUAUCUCUGGUCAUCUGCCAGUUGACACCAGGCCUGAUGAGUCAGGAAACAGGAAAAAAGUGGAUACGUUCUCUUUGUCCAGGGAGAUGGGUGAAGGGCAGCACAGCCGGUGGGAGGCUAAAGCACUACAGCGACACAUUUUGGAUGAAUCCACAAUUUCUACUUACUGUUCUAAGAGCUGAUGAAAGCAAGAAGCCAUUAAAACACUGCAGAGUCUUGGUUUCACUUAUGCAAAAAUCUAAGAGCCAUCAUCGGAACCAAAUGCUUCAUCUUCCCAUUGGCAUCUUUCUUUUCUGGGUAGAUGAAUACCAAGAUGGAAAGCAGAAGCUACCUCAGGAGUUCUUCAAGAGAACCACCCCAUUAUUUGACCCCAAAGACUUUCAGACAGAGAGAGAAGUGAGCCAGGAGUUUUUCCUGGAGCCAGGCACUUACCUCAUUGUUCCCUGUACCUCUGAGCCCUCGCAGGAAUCUGAAUUCAUCUUAAGAGUCUUCUCCAGGAAGCAUGCUUUAUACUCCCGUCAGUUUCCCUCUCCUGAGGCUGGAGCAGCAGCAGUGGUAGCAGCAGCAGUGACUCUAGCAGCAGUGGCAGCAGCAGCAGAGGAAGCAGAGGCGGCAGGAGCGGAGUCUACAGCAGCUGCAGCCCCAGCUCUCUGGGUUUCCAGACUCGGGGCGCGUAGUCCUCCCGCCCGGGGUCCCCUCCGCGUCCCCUGCGCGUGUCCUGGAGCGCCCGGGGCUGAGCGGCGCCACCGCGCGCCCCAACUCCCCCUGGCCACGGUCAGGGACGCCCUGCCCAAGCCGCUCCCCCCCGGGCAGCGGACCCCGGCCGCCCGGGGGCAUCCUCUGUCGGGGAAGCGGGGCGGGACCAUGAGGAGGUUGAACCGCCGCCUGACUCUCACUCUCUUAGGGGUGCUCUGGAUCGCGGCGCUGCUACUCCUUUGGGGAGUCCAGAGGAAGUUGGAGGUGGCACCGAAACCCGAAGGGCAGACCCCCAAGGUACUGUCCUCAGUGCAUGGGUUAGGUGGACCCAGGCUCUGUGGCAAAGUAUGGUCACAACUUCUCCUGUCGCGCAUCCCCCAGGCACUGGAGGACCUACUUCUGACCCGGCGCUGA
Molecule: messenger RNA, 2061 nt
Organism: Gracilinanus agilis (Agile Gracile Mouse Opossum)
Lineage: Eukaryota; Metazoa; Chordata; Mammalia; Didelphimorphia; Didelphidae
Gene: CAPN14
Product: calpain 14
Exons: 13
Biological process (GO): proteolysis
Cellular component (GO): cytoplasm
Molecular function (GO): calcium-dependent cysteine-type endopeptidase activity
Source: RefSeq, a predicted model, not a curated record